Maylandia zebra (zebra mbuna) is the source of this 1993-nucleotide messenger RNA. It is a transcript of the gene arsh, whose product is annotated as arylsulfatase H. Lineage: Eukaryota; Metazoa; Chordata; Actinopteri; Cichliformes; Cichlidae. Gene Ontology annotation, molecular function: arylsulfatase activity. The record is from RefSeq and is a predicted model, not a curated record.
AUAAAGGUUCUGCGCUCAUACUUGAAACAGUACUGUACAGUCAGCGAGGCGGGGCCAACGAAUUUAGCUAAGAAGGAACUCCUGUGUUUAUGGAUUCAUGAAUGUGAAAGCCCAUUAUGAGGUCUGUCCUGUUGGUUCCUUUUCUCUUCCUGCUCCUGACAACAGGACGUGAUGUCACAGGGAAGGGAUUUGACCAGAAGCCCAACUUUGUUCUAAUGGUUGUUGAUGACUUAGGAAUUGGUGAUAUAGGGUGCUACGGUAAUGACACCAUUAGAACUCCAAAUAUCGACAGACUUGCUUCUGACGGGGUGAAGCUUACUCAGCACAUUGCAGCUGCUCCACUCUGCACCCCAAGUCGUACUGCUUUUAUGACGGGCCGUUAUGCAAUCCGCUCAGGAAUGGUCAGCACAGGGCGUGUCCAGGUGCUGCUGUUCCUCGGAGGUUCAGGAGGGCUUGCACCCAGUGAGACCACCUUUGCUAAGAGACUGCAGCAGCAAGGAUACACUACUGGUCUAGUGGGUAAAUGGCACUUGGGUGUGAAUUGCAAACACAGAGAGGAUCACUGUCAUCACCCGAACCAGCAUGGCUUCAGUUACUUCUAUGGUCUACCAUUCACCCUGUUCAAUGACUGUGUGCCUGGAGAGGGCAGCGACGUGCUGGUAGAUCUCCAGCACGCGCUCCAAAAUUUGACCAUGUUGCUCGGAGUUGGACUUCUCACAAUCGUGUGUGCCCGUGUGUGUGGCCUUUUUGAAGUCGGCCUGUGGCUCCUGGUACUACUUUUCUUUCUCUGCAUCCUAGCAACCGCUGUGUGGUAUGUGCCCUUUAAGUUCUUGCCAACAUGGAACUGCAUCAUUAUGAGGAACCAAGAAGUAAUCGAACAGCCGAUGACCGUGGAGACACUGCCCCAGAGAUUGCUGGGAGAAGCACAAAACUUUAUAAAGAGGAAUGUGGAUCGUCCAUUCCUCCUAGUCUUCUCAUUGGCCCAUAUCCACACGCCAAUGUUUAAAACACCACAGUUUGCUGGCAAAAGUCGGCAUGGUGCCUACGGUGACAACCUAGAAGAAGUGGACUGGAUGAUUGGUAAAAUUACAGAGACGGUGGAUUCCCUUGGCAUUGCCAACAAUACUCUCAUGUACUUUACAUCCGAUCAUGGUGGGCAUCUGGAAGAUUCUGAUUCACGAACUGGGCAGAAAGGAGGCUGGAACGGCAUCUAUAAAGGUGGGAAAGCUAUGGGAGGCUGGGAAGGGGGGAUCAGGGUACCUGGCAUUUUCCGCUGGCCAGGCAGGCUGAGAGCAGGAAAAGUGGUGGAUGAACCCACUAGCCUCAUGGAUCUGUAUCCCACCCUUAAAUAUUUAGCCAAGGACAAACAACCAGACAGACAAUCCGAUGGCUAUAACCUCAUGCCGCUGUUGGAGGGGGAAGUUGCACGAUCAGAGCACGAGUUCAUGUUCCACUACUGUGGCAUCUACCUGAAUGCAGUGCGCUGGCACCCACCUGGCAGUGACUCUAUCUUCAAGGUGCACUUCUUCACUCCCAACUUUUUCCCCCCGGGCGCCGGUGGCUGCUAUGACACAAAGAUUUGCCUUUGUCAUGGAGAGCAUGUGACGCACCAUGACCCGCCGCUACUGUAUAACCUCUUCCACGAUCCCUCAGAGUCUCGGCCUCUGACUCCUGAUACUGAGCCCCGAUAUGCUGAAAUCCUUGAGCAGACCGCCAAAGCCGUGGAGAGCCAUAAAGGCACACUCCCAGAUGAACAGGCACCUGCUGGUGCUCAUUCAGAGGCCAAUAGAGCUGAACAGGGCGUCGAAUUGCAACUGACUUGGGACAAGAUUUUGUGGAGACCCUGGCUUCAGCCUUGCUGUGGGACUUUUCCAUUCUGUGGAUGCAAAGAGAACACAACUCAUAUGUAAGAAAGACAAAAGUUGAAACAAACGACUUUGGUUUCAUGAAGGUGCUGUUUAAAAAAAUCGAAUAAAAUAGUUUAAUAAUUUAA